AUGACCAAUAAUAGUACCACCUCUUCACCGGGGAAAUGGCAAUCCUCACGGCCGUUUAACCACCCGGAAGACCACGAUCGCGACCAAGGCUUGUCGGAAACAACGCCACUACUUGCUCAUAGGGACGAAGACCUAGAGGAUGAUGACGAUUCCGCCGACUCGGUAGCUCAGCAGAAGAAGCGUGGGCUGCGAUGGCCUACGGUGACCGCACUCGUCGUUCUUUGUCUCUCAGUCAUUGCCAUUUUGAUCCUAGGAUUCGCUGCCCCAUCGAUGAUGAAACAAUAUGUCCAAGAAGCCACCACGUUCAAGCCAACCGGUCUUUCUAUUACAUCUUUUACGCCCUCUGGAAUAAAAGCGAGGGUGCGUGGUACCCUAGUUUUGGAUGCAUCUCGUGUGAAGAACCCUACCAUCCGGGAUCUGGGCAGAUUCGGCACUUGGAUAGGACGUGAGGUUGAGACCGAAAACUCGAUGGUGGAAGUAUACCUCCCAGAGUAUGAUGAUGCACUGCUGGCCACUGUUACCAUUCCUCCGAUCAAAGUUACUGUUCGAAAUGGAUAUCUUAAUGAGAUCGACUUUAUUGCAGAGCUGGCUACGGGUGAUCCGGAUGGAAUCAAGGGAGCUAUUAGUGACUUUAUUGAAGGGAAUAUCGCUCAAUUGAGCCUUAAAGGAAUGGCGAAGGUCCCAUUGAAGUCUGGUAUUCUGUACUUAGGAUCACAACAUAUUACAGAGACUGUGGUACUUCAAGACUUCUCCUCUCCUCCGGAUUUUAACAUUACCAAAUUGGAUGUUCAUGAGCGUUCGGGUCCCGGCAAAUCAAAAGCCAUAGUUGCUGAUGUGUCUGUUGCAAUCUCGAAUCGGUACCCUGUCCACUUGACAUUACCACCUGUCGAGUUCAAUAUACUUGUUCCUAGCUGCGCUCCUGAUGAUGCCUACAUUAUGGUGGCGAAUGCCACAACAGACUCAGUGAGUAUUGAGCCGAGCGAACCAGUAACCAUAUCUAUGCAUGGCUUUGCACCCAAGGUUCCGCAAGAACUAAUUAGCAGCUGUCCUGGAACUACCACGUCGCCACUUGAUUUGUUGAUCAGUAAGUACAUUCGUGGACUCGUUACCACAAUUUAUGUACGUGGAGGAUCCCUGGUCUCUCCGGCUGUCCCUCAGUGGUUACAGGAACUGCUGAAUAGUGUUACCAUCCCAUUCCCUUUUACUAGCCCAGGGUUUUCACGAUUAAUUAAACGCUUCUCGAUGAAAAAUGUUCAAUUCUACCUUCCUAGCCCGUUUGCGAAACCAAAUACCCCAGAAUCUAUGCCCAAGGUUUCAGCAUUGGUACAAGCUGUUGUUGAUUUACCCAGGCAGCUUGAUGUCCCUGUGAACGUCUCACGGGUCCGCACCAAUGCUAAUGUGUUCUAUCAUGACCACAAACUUGGCAUUAUCGACAUAAAGGAGUGGCAGAAUGCAAGAGUCCGACGAGUCGUAGAUGACUCAGAUGGAAAGCCAACAAUGGUAGUAGAAUUCGAUAUUCAAAAGGCACCCCUGCAGGUAACGGAUGAGGAUCUCUUAUCUGAAGUCCUACAAAAGAUGCUUUUCGAACGCCAAGAUAUCCCCCUUCGAGUCGAUGCCCAUGUCGACGCAGAGCUGCAGUCAGCCCUUGGCGAGUUUAUCGUCCGAGACAUUCCUUCCGGUGGAAAUAUCAUCGUUCGACCACCAUACGGUUCAGGCGCUACUUUUAACGAUAUAAAUCUUCAUAUGCAGUCUAUCAAGGUUGUUGAAACCACGAAGGAUAGCGUACUUUCCCGGGUUACUGUGGAUUUUACCAACCCGACCAAUUACACUGCACAUAUGCCUUACUUCGACAUCAAAUUGGUUCAUAAUUCUAGCGAUGUUGCGCAUAUAAUCGGGCAUAACCUUCAUAUUCACCCAGGGCAAAAUACAGGAGUCAAGAUCGAUGCGUUGUGGAGCCCCUUGGAAUCGGGCAGUAAGGAGGGCGCGACUGCAGGGCGGGACCUCGUGUCGAAAUGUGUUUCGGGGAAAAACACAACCGUUACCCUCAAGGCAUAUACAAACACUAUCCCAUCACUCCCUCGACUUGGCAAAGCAUUAUCCAAGGUUGAGAUUGAAGUUCCUCUCCCUAAGCUACACCUUCCUGGCCAGGGGGAUGGAAACAGCGGAUCAUUGAUCAAAGAUGCAACGUUACAUCUUUUGACGUCUACUGCCGAUUUUACAAUUAUGUCGCCGCUCUCGUCAGAGACUCUUUAUAUCACGCACAUCAACGCCACGUCAUUUUUCAACCACACGUCUCCUGUUGGUACAAUUCAAUACGAUAUGUCUUUCGCAGUCCCGCCAGGGUCGUCUCUCUCUCCGAGACUCCCUGUCCACCCUGACCUGACCGGUGCAGGCUACCAGGCAUUAAAGGAUGCUUUGGGUGGGGCCCUGCAUCUCGAUUUAUUGGCUGACAUCGGAGUCAGGCUGGGAGAAUAUAGGCAAACUGUCGAUUACACGGGCCAAGGAAUAGGAAUAAAUGUGGGCUGGUAA
This is a messenger RNA of Nannizzia gypsea CBS 118893, 2529 nucleotides long. RefSeq lists its product as hypothetical. Bases 1 to 2529 code for a protein of 842 amino acids. The record is from RefSeq and is a predicted model, not a curated record. The transcript is spliced from 5 exons. NCBI's taxonomy places the organism in Eukaryota, Fungi, Ascomycota, Eurotiomycetes, Onygenales, Arthrodermataceae. Gene Ontology annotation, cellular component: fungal-type vacuole membrane.